Messenger RNA from Rosa chinensis, 1235 nucleotides. RefSeq lists its product as uncharacterized. NCBI's taxonomy places the organism in Eukaryota, Viridiplantae, Streptophyta, Magnoliopsida, Rosales, Rosaceae. The transcript is spliced from 5 exons. Bases 124 to 720 code for a protein of 198 amino acids. The record is from RefSeq and is a predicted model, not a curated record. Gene Ontology annotation, cellular component: precatalytic spliceosome; U12-type spliceosomal complex; U2-type spliceosomal complex. Gene Ontology annotation, biological process: mRNA splicing, via spliceosome.
CUGUUGGAGGGGAGGAGAAAAACCGGAAAGCUUCUCAGGCCACCGCCGGUGACGUCACCGUCGUUCGCUUGCUUUGUGUGGUCUAUACUCUGUAUGAAGCUGCUAGUGAAGUAAUGAAAACGAAUGUCCAAGGGUUUUAAUCAUGCUGGCUGGAUUGUUACUACUUCGAUUCGAUCACCUGAUCAGAGGAAAAGAAAGAUGAGUCUCACGAACGAAGGAGCCUCAAAGAAGAAGGCUGAUUCAGAUUCUGAAGAGGAUAACAACCUAAAAGAGAAAGGCGUUUCAAACAAAAAGAAAGAGGGUUUUUGUAGUUUUCUGUUCAGGCUAAUGCCAAUGUGGUCAUUCUUUCAGCUUCAACGGCGAAUGAAGAUUGCAGAAUUGAAAAAGCUCUGUGAUGUUGUUGAGGGUAAAUGUGGUACCGGAAAACAACCGUUUCAGCUUCCUGAUUUCAUUGCUGCAACUGGAAUUGAGAAAAUUAGACAGGAAGAGCCAGUUGAUAAGACAAAGCAUUGGGGUGAUUUGGAGAGAGAGGAAGAAGAGGAAGAACCGAUGGAGGGCAAAGAUCUAGAAGAUGGUAUUGAAUCUGUAGAUAGCCUUUCAAGUACUCCCACUGGCAAUGAGAAACCUGAUGUCAUUGACCUUCACAAGCAGCAGAGAAAGGAGCCUGAAAGACCUUUAUACCAAGUAAGUACGAUGGCAGACACUUUCUUUAACGACUAACACGUGUUGUCGGUAGCAAUCUAAAAGGAUGGAUCUUCUGAGAGGUCAGAAAGCAUAUAAAGUGGAUGUUACUACAACCUGAAGAGUUAGAAGCUAUGGAGAACGUCUUGCCUGAAAAGUAACUUUGAGUUUCAAAUUCUUCCACUUUGCCUUUUAGCGGGAGAGAACUAGUUUGUGACUUGUAAUGUUUUCCACAGGUAUGAACAAGCAAGGGGGGGAGAAGAAGCUGCGAAGUCAGCGAGAGGAUUUCAGUGACAUGGUUGCUGAGGUGGUGUGUGCCUCUCGGGUGAGGUUUGUUUUCAGUUACCUUUGUUUUCCAUAAAAUUAUAAUAAGAUCUUUUAAGUUUGUUUUCAGUCGAAGAAGAGGAAACGUAAGAUGUCAUACAUGAGAGAUCUGAGUUCUAUCAAGUUUUGCAAGAAGCCAAGCAGAUUACAGGUGACGGUUACAAGAAUAGCGGGGAAGUGAACAGGUACCAGACGACAUUCAGGGAUAGAUGUAGACGUUUUGGGCAGGG